AUGAAUUCGCAAGAGAAAGAGGUGUCGAGGACUGAAGUCCUUCAGCGGACUGGCAGCUCAGACAACUCCACUGGAGCCGAGUACCAGACGUCCAAAUGGCAGAAAUUUCUGGAGCUCAUAGAAGUGCACAAGACUUCGCGCAAAGAAACUAUCAUGGAGACGUUUCUGUACAACCAGGACUUGCGGCCAGUGGAAUCCGCUCGUCGCAAAUGGUCGUGGUUCAACUUCGUGUAUUUCUGGAUCGCAGACUGUUUUAACAUCAACACGUGGCAGGUCGCGGCUACGGGUCUCCAGCUGGGCCUCAGCUGGUGGGAAACGUGGCUGACAGUUUGGAUUGGGUAUGCGAUCGUCGGUAUUUUGGUCGUUUUGACGGCGCGGAUUGGUACCAUGUACCACUGUUCUUUCCCCAUCACUGCGCGUGCCUCGUUCGGAAUCUUCUUUUCGCUGUGGCCCGUCAUUAACCGUGUCGUGAUGGCCAUUGUGUGGUAUUCGGUGCAGACGUGGAUCGCCAUGACCCCUAUUUCGCUGAUGCUCAAGAGUAUAUUUGGCUACGAUUUACCCGACAGAAUCCCCAACCACAUCAACAGCCCUAACGCGACAACCUACCAGUUCAUGUGCUUCUUCAUCUUCUGGGUGUGCCAGCUUCCCUUCGUUUACGUGCACCCUCACCAGGUGAGACACUUAUUCACCGUCAAAGCCGCGCUAGUGCCGUUUGCCGCUUUCGGUUUCCUCAUCUGGGCUCUAUGCAAGUCCAACGGCAAGAUUGCACUCGAAAGCUUGGUCGAGGGCCCACCCUUGACUUCCAGCGAGCGUGGUUGGGCCUGGAUGCAGUCGAUCAUGGCAUGCAUAGCCAACUUUGCGACUUUGAUCGUUAACGCUCCCGAUUUCUCACGUUUCUCCAAGACCAAAGUCUCUGCCACUUGGUCCCAAGGUAUCUCCAUUCCCUUCUUCUUUUCCUUGACCUCCCUGAUAGGUAUUAUUGUCACAGCUUCCGCAUACAAAAUCUACCAAGUUAACUACUGGUCCCCACUAGAUGUGCUAGACAGAUUCUUGGGCGACGGUUUCACUAGAGGCGAGCGCGCGGGCGCGUUUUUGAUUUCUUUCGUCUUUGCAGUGGCUCAAUUGGGUACUAACAUCAGUGCCAACUCUCUGUCUGCUGGUACAGACAUGACUGCGUUGCUACCAAAAUUCAUCAACAUCAGACGUGGUGGAUUCAUUUGCGCGGGCUUGGCGCUCUGUAUCUGUCCUUGGAACCUCAUGUCCAGCUCCAAUAAAUUUACCAUGGCUUUGAGCGCUUACGCCAUCUUUUUGAGUUGUAUUGCUGCUGUCAUGUGCGCCGAUUACUACGUUGUCAGAAGAGGGCAGUACAACUUGUUUCACUUGUACAGCUCAGAUCCAAAAGUGUCCGACUACAUGUAUGGCUCUAGGUUCGGAAUCAACUGGAGAGCGCUCGUUGCUUACUUGGCUGGUAUUGUGCCCAACAUGCCCGGUUUUGUUGGCGCCGUGGGAGACAACAUCCAUGUACCUGUCGGUGCCACCAGAGUCUACUACCUUAACUAUUUGGUUGGAUACUCUGUCUCAUUCGUGGUCUACGUCAUUCUGUGCUACUUCUUUCCUGUGCCCAAUGCUCCUGUCAGGAACUGCCUUAAAGGCAAAGACUGGCUGGAGACGUUCGCAGAGGUUGAUUUCUUCGAGGAAGAGCGUGAGGGUUUCCUCCAAGACAAUAACAUUCUGUCUAUAGUUUCGUCGCAGUUGGGCGCUGGGGAUAACGACGAAAUUCUUUCCGCUUUCGAGCCGAGAAUUGACAGCAAAUGA
This is a messenger RNA of Lachancea mirantina, 1815 nucleotides long. The record is from the annotation of a GenBank genome assembly. Lineage: Eukaryota; Fungi; Ascomycota; Saccharomycetes; Saccharomycetales; Saccharomycetaceae.